Messenger RNA from Artibeus jamaicensis (Jamaican fruit-eating bat), 3433 nucleotides. RefSeq names its product protein FAM50A-like. Bases 118 to 1137 code for a protein of 339 amino acids. The transcript has a single exon. Gene Ontology annotation, biological process: chromatin organization. Gene Ontology annotation, cellular component: nucleus. Lineage: Eukaryota; Metazoa; Chordata; Mammalia; Chiroptera; Phyllostomidae. The record is from RefSeq and is a predicted model, not a curated record.
GGCGCCGGCUGACGGCAGAGACGCCUUGGUCGCCUAAGCGGUUGACUGUCCGGGGCUGUGGUCGCUGCUCUUGCUGCCGCUCCUGCUGCCUCUGCCGCUCCUGCUGCCUCUGCCGCCAUGGCUCAGUACAAGGGCGCCGCGAGCGAGGCGGGCCGCGCCAUGCACCUGAUGAAGAAGCGGGAGAAGCAGCGCGAGCAAAUGGAGCAGAUGAAGCAGCGCAUCGCUGAGGAGAACAUCAUGAAAUCCAACAUCGACAAGAAGUUCUCUGCGCACUACGAUGCCGUGGAGGCGGAGCUCAAGUCCAGCACGGUGGGACUUGUGACCCUGAAUGACAUGAAGGCCAAGCAGGAGGCCCUGGUGAAGGAACGGGAGAAGCAGCUGGCCAAGAAGGAGCAGUCGAAGGAGCUGCAGCUGCAGCUGGAGAAGCUGCGCGAGAAGGAGCGCAAGAAGGAGGCCAAGCGGAAGAUCUCUUGCCUGUCCUUCACUGUGGACGCAGAGGAGGAGGCGCCCGAGGAGCAGGAGGAGGCGGCCGUGCUUGAGGAGGACUUGGAAAGGGAAGAGGCCCUCGCGAAGAAGAGAAAGUUGGGGAAGAACCCGGACGUGGAUACCAGCUUUUUGCCCGACCGCGACCGCGAGGAGGAGGAGAACCGGCUGCGGGAAGAGCUGCGGCAGGAGUGGGAAGCCAAGCAGGAGAAGAUCAAGAGCGAGGAGAUUGAAAUCACCUUCAGUUACUGGGAUGGCUCCGGGCACCGGCGGACCGUCAAGAUGAAGAAAGGCAACACCAUGCAGCAGUUCCUGCAGAAGGCGUUGGAGAUCCUGCGCAAAGACUUCAGCGAGCUCAGGUCGGCCGGGGUGGAGCAGCUCAUGUACAUCAAGGAGGACCUGAUCAUACCCCACCACCACAGCUUCUACGAUUUCAUCGUCACCAAGGCCCGAGGCAAGAGCGGGCCCCUCUUCAAUUUCGACGUUCAUGAUGACGUGCGGCUGCUCAGUGACGCCACCGUGGAGAAGGACGAGUCACAUGCGGGCAAGGUGGUGCUAAGGAGCUGGUAUGAGAAGAACAAGCACAUCUUCCCCGCCAGCCGCUGGGAACCCUAUGACCCCGAGAAGAAGUGGGACAAGUACACGAUCCGGUGAAUGCAGGGGUGGAGCAGGCUCACUUCCCCGGGUCCCCCCAGACUCCCCAGGGCCCGGGUCUCCGGGACUCCAGGACUCCAGGUGCAUGGUCUACCCGAUCCUAUGACGUGACUGACCAUCCCCUGCCCUUGCUGCUGUCGUUUACUGCUUUUUCUUUUAUGAUAAAGAAAUGCACAUGUUAGAGUCAGAGCACUGUGCUUUAUUUAAAAAAAAAAACAUUUUUGAGAUAAAAUUCACAUAAUAAAGUUCACCAUUUUGGCCAUUUACAAGUGUACAAUUCGGGGUAUUUAGUACAUUGACAACGUUGUGCAACUAUCACCUCUUACAGUUUCAGAGUAUUUCUAACAUCCCAAAGGAGACUCUGUGCCCACUAGCAGUCUCUCUCCCAGGGCCUGCCAGGCCCUGGCACUCCCUAGUCUAUUUUCUAUUAGGCACUCCCCUGGCACUCCUUUGCCUAUUUUUUUAAAUAAUAUUUUAUUUAUUUAUCUUUAGAGGGGAAGGGAAGGAGAGAGGGAGAGAAAUAUCAAUGUAUGGUUGCCUUUCGUGCAUCCCCUGCUGGGAACUGGCCUGCAGGGAACUGGCCUGCAACCCAGGGAUGUGCCCUAACUGGGAAUCGAACCGCAACUGACUGGUUUGCAGGCCCGCGCUCAAUCCAUUGAGCUACACCAGCCAGGGCUUCCUUGCCUCUUUUCUAAUAGGCAAAUCUAUCUAUGGAUUUGCCUAUUCUGGAAAUUUCACAUAAAUGAAAUCAUACAAUUAAAGGAAAAUCUGCAGUUAGAACCAUGUAUUACUUUCCCAAGUAGUUUUCAGUAGGUUUAUUCACUCAUAUACAUAUAUAUUCCUGAAUCCACGUACAAUGUAAAGUUAUAAAUCAGGAACUUUUAAGGUAAAUAUAGACUUAAAUCCCAUGCUGACUUUAAUAACAUGUGAAACAAACUCUUACUUCAAGAUCUGGUAUGUGAGACUGCUUUUCUAUUUCUUCAUCUCCUAAUAAGCACUAAGAAGCAAUUUGCAUCAAUUCACCACCUACUCCUUGGCAUCCCCAAUUCCUCCAGCAGUUAUUGCGAAGGUGGCUUCAUUUUCAGGCAUGUCAGGGCUAACAGAAUGCAAGGGAACAGAAAUUUAUAAAAAGCUCUAUUUCUAUAAAUACUAUGUUCAUGUUACAGACAUCACACUCCUAUCUUGGUGAGUCUCCAGAGACAUCUCAGAGUUGGUACAGCUAAAUGUGGACUACAGAAUUUACAAGUAUUAUCAACCCUCAUAAACUAUGGAGCAAGUUUUUAUAUAUAAGGUUCUGAAUGUCAAGAAAAAUUACCCAAAUUUGGAAAUAGGCAAAAGGGAUAACAGCAUGCUUUCAAUGCUUUCAGUGUGCUGUCAGGCAUUUUGCAGCAGCCCCUAGGGGCUUAUCUGAUGCUAAAGUGCCUAGACCAAUUCAGGGGAAACUGACAGUGAAGGAAAACAGGCUGACUAGCACGUCUUCCCAGCUUAUCCAGUUCUGUGAGGACUCUGUGCUUUUCAUUGAGCUCUUUUACAACUCUGUAAGUUGUAGAAAACUAUGAGUAAUACAAUUACUCUUGUCCAUAGAAAUGUAAAUUGUGAGGAGGUGUGUAAUUGAUUAUUCUAUAGAUACUGUGAUCUGUUUUUGAUCAAUUUAUAAUUCAUCUCAGCAUUAUCUGAUUACAUAUGUGUGGUAAUUUGAUUUUUUCUUUUGAUCUGGUUAUAAAAUCUUAUUAGUUGCUGCAUUAAUGAGUUGAAUAAACUGACAUUUUGUAUAUCAGUCAUGCUUAUAUGCUCUUUAAAACUUAUCUUUUAAUUUAUUCUAAAACUGUAGGGUAGAGUUAAUUUGUAGAAAACUAAGAGCAAUGCAGAUGAUUCCAAUCUAUAGCAAUGGGAAUGAAAUGAGUUUCAUUGUGUAGAAAGGCAACUAACGGAUUUCCCUCUAGUAGAAAAACUUGAAAUGUUACAAUUUAUUGCCUGAUAUUAACCAAUUUUGCAUUUACUAGCAAAUUUAUUUCAGCAUUCAUUUGACUACAUAACUUUUCCUCAAAUGAUCCUUUGACUCACUCAGUGGUAUCCUCACUAAUUAGGGAGUUGAAUAAAUCUUUGACACAUUCAUUUUAUAUUUAUUUGCAAGAAAGUCAUGUUUUUAACUUUUUGGAAAUCAGAUUAGCAUGUACUAGACCCUACAGAUUUUACAAAAAUGAGACAGUCAUUACUCUCAAGAAGUCUAACGGGUGAGCUAUGACAUGUGGUAUAUAUUCAAAUUAAGCUGUUUCAUAAAGUCAGCAUAUAUGUU